AUGGAUUCCAUUCAGCGUCAGCCAUCUAGACCUCCUACUGUGUGGUGUGACGGAACACCCGAUUGGGCCACUUUGAAAAAACCAACCCAUCCAUCUGCACCGUCUUCCGGGCCCCAGCCCGACCCAGCGGCAACUACUUCUGCUCCGGCUCAUCCUGAACCAGCACAGCUGAAGGAUCAAGACCAAGCUUGGAAUAUUCAGCCGGUUUUCCAAAACCCAUGGCUGACGUAUGAGGCGAUCGUGGUGAUUUCCCAAGGACAGUCCGUCUUCUUGGCCCGGCACAGAAACAACAAAGUGGCUCUGGUCAAUAUCCACCUUCUGAAGCAGCAGUUUUCGUCUGUCAAGCCACUGUUGGAAGCCAGGAGUCAACUCUCUCAUCCCAGCUCUCUGGGUCUGCUGGGGUGCUACUAUUGGGAGGAUCAGGUGUUUUUGGUCUGGGAAUCAGUAGAGCUCUCAGUCCUCGAAGGAAUUCAAUAUCUGCGCAGUCGCGGGAGAGCCCUCGCCGCCUUGAGUGCCGACACCAUGUUGCUCACAGAGUCCGAUGGGGUCAGGAUCGCGGGAGUGGAGCACAGCUGCCAAAUCGAUGCAGCCGAGAUGGACGCGGCAACUCUGAAGCUUUUCGCUUUGGCUGAGGUUGUAAAAAGGCUGAUCAUGAAGAAUCCACACUACCCGUGGAGUGCCGAAGCCAAAGGUCUGCCUGAGGAGUUGAAAAGCUGCAGUUCACCGGAGGAGCUUUUACGCAGCAAACUCUUCGAGCAAUUGGGGGAUGAGGGCGAACUGAAGAUGCUGGUGAACGCGGCCAACAAGACUGCUUAUCACAACCUCGAGUCAUUCAAGCGCAUAUGA
Messenger RNA from Penicillium concentricum, 846 nucleotides. RefSeq lists its product as uncharacterized. The record is from RefSeq and is a predicted model, not a curated record. NCBI's taxonomy places the organism in Eukaryota, Fungi, Ascomycota, Eurotiomycetes, Eurotiales, Aspergillaceae. The coding region runs from base 1 to 846 and encodes 281 amino acids. The transcript is spliced from 4 exons.